Cannabis sativa is the source of this 908-nucleotide messenger RNA. RefSeq names its product glycine-rich cell wall structural protein-like. Lineage: Eukaryota; Viridiplantae; Streptophyta; Magnoliopsida; Rosales; Cannabaceae. The transcript is spliced from 2 exons. The coding region runs from base 6 to 698 and encodes 230 amino acids. The record is from RefSeq and is a predicted model, not a curated record.
CAAUAAUGUACUCACACUACAUUGAUCUUAAUUUCUUAAUUAAGGUUUACAAAAAAAUGGUUUGUAAGGUUUUCAUUCUUCUCUUAUUACUCACGGUUGCUCUUGUUCCCAUCUUUUCAGAUGCAGCAGCCAGAGACCUUGUUGAGACUUCCCCUAUAAAUCAAAAAGCUGAAAAAAAUGAGAACAGAAAUGUGGAGGACCAAAAAUCUAUCAUUAUUCAUGGUGGUGCCUCUGAAAUUCUACCUCAUGAGGGGGGAUAUCCAGGUGGAGUGAUUCCGGGCCCAGGUGGAGUGAUUCCAGGCCCAGGAGGUUAUCCAGGUGGAGUGAUUCCAGGCCCGGGAGGUUAUCCAGGUGGAGUGCCUCCUGGCCCAGGGGGUCAUCCAGGUGGAGUGAUUCCGGGCCCAGGAAGUUAUCCAGGUGGAGUGAUUCCGGGCCCAGGAAGUUAUCCAGGUGGAGUGAUUCCGGGCCCGGGGUAUCCUUAUUAUCCAGGUGGUAUGAUUCCAGGUCCUGGGGGUUAUCCUUAUCCAGGUGGAGUUAUUCCGGGUGCAGGAGUUUAUCCAGGGGGAGGAUAUUAUCCCGGGGGCAUAUUUGGGUUUAAUAAUUGUUACUAUGGGUGCUGCAGGGUUAGCUACGAUGGGUUAGGCUGUGAAAGGUGUUGCGGUUCCUAUGCUGAAGCCAUUCAUGCUAACAACAACUGAUCACCCAGAAAUCAACAUAUCAAAAUCAUCAUCAUAUACAUAUAUAUGUUUCAAUAAUUAACCAAUAAGCCUAGCUAUAUGAGAAUACCAUCACAAUGUGAUUUAUAUGAAAGCUAGCUUAAUUGCUUAUUAUACUAUAUUUAGAUCAAUGUACUGUUGAAGUGUUUUGUUCAUUGUUCAAUAAUAAUAUUAAAAAAAGUAUUUAUAUUA